CCGAUCGCUCCCUCUUACUUCUUCUUACUCCUUCCUUCUCACUCCGACCAGCUUCGAUGCAGAUCGGAGUGUACCAGUGCAGGAUAACCGAAUACGCUAUAAGAUAAUGGUUGGUAGCACUGUGUAAAUAUAACGAGUUUCAUAACCUUCAAAGGACAAGUGUAAUGGUGUAACUCGAUAAAAAAUGUUCACAAUUAUUCGUUUUACAUGACCUAUUAUUUAAAAAAUAGAUUUAGUUGCGUAGUAUUUUAUAAGUUUAAUAAGUUGUGUAUAUUUAAAAAUAAUUAUUGUGUUACUUCAUCGGAAUAUCAUUUAAUUAAAUUAUAUAUUUACAACUUUGAGGUUAUAAUGUUUAUAAUUACAGUAUAUUUUUGCAUUCAACAACGCGAUUUUAUUCAAAUAAAGUGAAAACAACUCUGUGAAAUGUGUUAGCUAAUUGAAAAAGUUUAAACAUAAGUGUUUCUAAACAACUGGAAAUAAAGUCUAAAAAUGGCAAGCGAAAUUCAGUGUUUUGAAGACGAAGAUGUCGUUCUUCAGGGCAGCGAAUUACAUGCAGCCUUAACGGGAUUGGGAUUUAAGGAUUUUGAAUGUGUUCCUGUACAAAGAAAUGAUUACUCUGAUUAUGGAAAAAAAUAUAAUAGUGUAUGGUCCAAGAUUUCUCUACCAAUUAACGAAAGAAUUUACGACACUCUUUGUAGCUCUCUUCUUUGUCCGAUGCAGGAUAAUCAGUACUUUGAUGAACAAUUGAGAAUUAUUUUGAGAUUAGAUUGUCUUUUAGAUGAUCAUGUGUAUAAAAUAAAAACUUUCGUUAGUGGCAAAAAGGAAUGCUUUUUUAAAAAAGCAUUGCACUGGUUGCCUUUCUUAGGUUCAUCACUAACAAUUGCAGCUUGUGGAAUGAAUAGAAAGCACAAAAAUGUUUUAAAUGUCGUACUAGCUUCAUCACUUUUUACCUUGACUUUACAUAGAAAGUUUUUACGAUGGACUACCACUAAAAAUCUGAAACGUCUUAUUUUUUUACAAAAUGAAAUUUAUAUCUCAUUCAAGAAAAGUCUCAAGAUUUUGAGGCACUCAUUCAGAAUGAGGUUGGAUUCAACAAAACCGGUCCAGAAGUUCAUUGAACUGGAAAAAUCGAAGCAAAUGUAUCUUCCACCUUUGACUGAAAUUCUUAUAUCAUCUCUAGAGAAUAUUUCACUUAUGUAUUAUCGAGCGUCCAAGGCAAUUUUGAAACUUUUACCAACUUCAUUCAGUACUGAUGAUUUAAUAACGGCUUUUGAGACUGAAUCUUUCUACCUAAAGGGCGAAGUUACUUAUCAAAGUUUAAAGAAUCUCUAUUAUACCUAUCUUCUUCUUCAAUCGGAGAUGCUUCAUCUUUUAGGUAUUGCAUAUAAUCGAGAAACCUGGAAAAAUUCUAGUGGCUGUCCAGAACUGAAACUUUCUCGAAUUAUAUAUAAAUUCACUACCAUUUUAGAGAAAGUUCAUUCUCAAAUACUGAAAUUAUUGAAUGAAUACUCAAGCAAGAAAUUUAUGCCAGAACACAAAGAAUUUAGAGGUUCUAAGGUUUCAAAAUGGCAAGAUUUGUACGUCCAUUUAGAUUUAACAGCCUACAGAUUAGAAUCAGCUUAUAAAAACAUACGUUCGACAUUAGAAGAAAUUGAUUCGCAUGCCGAUGUCAACUCGGACGAUAAUUUUUCUGAAAAGAUUAUGCAGAAUUUAAACGAAAUUUAUAAACAAAUAGACACUGCGAGAAGUUUCACCGAAUUCAGCUCUUUGCUCGUAGCUAAAGUACAACACGAACAAUCUAAAGAAGCAAGUUUUAAAGAAAGGAACCCUCUUCCUGAAGAAUUAAAACCUAAAGUGACUCUUUUUAAUUUGGAACCUCAAAUUUUAGAUGAGGUUUUCGAGGAAUAUAUCAAAGAGGAAUAUAUAAAACCUCUUUACGAGGAUGGGGACGAGUCGGUUAUACAGAAUUACAAAUUUGAUAAAUUGCUUGCUAAGAAUUUCAUGAGUGAAUUGAAGGAUGCGUUGAUAGAAAAGCACAAAUCCAUGUCUGAGCGAGAAUCCAAAGCUUUGCAAAGAAUGUACAAAAACGUUAAACAGGAAGUUUCUGCUAAAGAAGGAGGCGAAAAUUGUUCCGAUAUUGAAAAAGAGAUUCCUCUUCCUCCUCCUCUGCCUUUUGAUAUUUCUUCGUCCAUGAAUGGCGAUGAUGGUCUUAGAAAUAACCAGAAAAAAAUACUUCAACCAAAUCUCGAUAUUCUGAAGUCUGGAGAUGAUAAGGAAGAAAUUAAUUUGAAGAAUGAAAGCGAAAUAUCAAAGGAUUUUCUUCAUGGACAAGAUGUUUUGCAUACAUUACGAAAACCAACUUUGUAUCAGAAUGAAGGCAAGGAUGAUGAUGAAAAAAUUGAUGUACAAAGGUUUUCAAUAGUUGAAUGCAAACCGAAUUUGCAGUUUUCUGCGCUCCUUAAAGUUUCAGAGGAAACUUUCGUUGGAAGUGGGGAAAAUUCUGAGGAGGAAGUCGUUGAAAGUGGAGAGGAUGGUGAAAGUUAAUUUGUAUUUUGUUGAAUUGUAAAUGAUAUAUAAUAAACUUAUUAUUUUAGUAUAUA
Molecule: messenger RNA, 2600 nt
Organism: Belonocnema kinseyi
Lineage: Eukaryota; Metazoa; Arthropoda; Insecta; Hymenoptera; Cynipidae
Exons: 8
Coding region: 490-2544 (684 amino acids)
Source: RefSeq, a predicted model, not a curated record